AUGGCGGAAAAAGAGGCUACCGUCUACAUCGUUGAUGUCGGGAAAUCCAUGGGUGAGCGCCGCCAUGGCCGUCACGUCACGGAUCUCGAAUGGGCCAUGCAGUAUGUCUGGGACAGAAUCACAACUACAGUUGGGACAGGCCGCAAAACGGCUACUGUUGGGGUGGUCGCCCUGCGCUCAGAUGUCACGUCGAAUGAGCUCGAGGAGGAUCCCAGCUUCUCUAACAUUUCCGUGAUCCAAAAUAUUGGGCAGUUUCUCAUGCCUGACAUUCGGAAGCUGCGAGACUGCAUAAAGCCCAGUCAAACUAACAAAGGCGAUGCCAUCUCAUCAAUUGUCAUUGCGAUUCAAAUGAUUAGUGCCUACUGCAAGAAGCUUAAAUACAAGCGCAAGAUUGUGCUGGUCACCAAUGGCACGGGCGUCAUGAACAGUGACGGUAUUGAUGAGAUUCAAAAGAAGAUCAAAGAUGACAAUAUUGAGUUUGCUGUCAUCGGGGCGGACUUUGACGAUCCGGAGUUUGGUAUCAAGGAGGAGGAUAAGGAUUCUCUCAAGGCCAAGAAUGAGGCUCUUCUCCACAAAUUCGUUGAGGGCAGCGAUGGCGUCUAUGGAACACUGGAGGAGGCGAUCGCAGAGCUGGACAUUCCUCGCAUUAAAGUGACGAGGAGUAUGCCCUCUUUCAAAGGAUUUCUCCAGCUUGGCGAUGCUUCGAAAUACGAAACAGCGUUCCGCAUACCCGUCGAGCGCUACUUUCGAACUUACGUCGCCAAGCCCCCCUCCGCAAGCUCCUUCGCCCUUCGCUCCGGUACACAGAGAGAGGAAGGUGAUGCCCCUGCAAGUCAAGCACCGGGUGAAGGCGAGGCCCUUACCACCGUGAGAACAUCGCGGACAUAUCAAAUCUCAGAUGAGUCGGCACCGGGAGGCAAGGUCGAUGUCGAGCGAGACGACCUUGCAAAGGGCUAUGAGUAUGGACGCACCGCCGUCCAUAUCAGCCAGACUGAUGAGAACAUUACGAACCUGGAGACCUUUGCAGGCAUGGAGCUCAUUGGGUUUGUCCAAAGCGACAAGUUUGAUCGAUACCUUGAAAUGUCCAACACCAACGUCAUAAUUCCGCAGCGAGCAAAUGAUAAGGCGUCUCUCGCGUUGUCUUCUUUUAUUCAUGCUCUCUUCGAGCUGGAGAGCUACGCUGUCGCUCGAUUAGUGACCAAAGAGGCCAAGCCACCAAUGAUCGUGCUACUUGCGCCGUCCAUCGAGCCGGACUACGAAUGUCUUAUUGAAUUGCAACUGCCAUUUGCAGAAGACGUACGAUCAUACCGCUUCCCUCCACUUGACAAAGUGGUCACCGUCUCAGGGAAGAUUGUCACUGAACACCGCAACCUUCCAAACGACGACUUGAAGGACGCGAUGAGCCAAUAUGUUGACAGUAUGGAGCUGGACUUGAAGGACGAUGACGGGGACACCAUCCCCGGACUCCCUAUCGAAGAGUCUUUCUCCCCAUUACUGCACCGAAUCGACUCUGCAGUGCGAUACCGCGCUGUUCAUCCCAACGACCCCAUCUUAGAGCCCUCACAGCGGUUAACCAAAUUCGCCAAUCCACCCGAAGAUCUCGUGAAGAAAUCAAGCCAAUACCUUGAAAAAUUAAUGUCCACGGCAGACGUCAAGAAAGUCCCACCGAAAACCAAAGGCCGCAAACGCCAACGCGAAACCGAAAAGCCCCUCUCCGGUCUGGACGUCGACGCCCUCCUCUUCCAAGAACCGAAACGAUCCAAGAUCUCCGCUGAAAACGCCGUUCCGGAAUUUAAGCAGAUGCUCUCGCGUGCCGAGAGCGUCGACACCAUUCACGAUGCUGUUAGGCAGAUGUCUGCUAUUCUCGAGGCGCAGAUUAAGCACAGUCUCGGUGAUGCUAAUUAUGAUCGUGUUGUUGAGGGUCUGGGGACUAUGCGUGAGGAGUUGGUGGAUUACGAGGAGCCUGCGCUCUAUAAUGAAUUCUUGCGCGUGCUAAAGGGAAAGGUCCUGAGUGAGGAGUUGGGUGGGGAUCGGCGAGAGUUGUGGUGGCUUGUGAGGAAGAGUAAGCUCGGGCUUAUUGAUCAGGCUACUUCUGAGCGAUCGGAGGUAUCCGAGGAGGAGGCUAAAGAGUUCUUCUCGGCUGCUUGA
Penicillium cinerascens is the source of this 2148-nucleotide messenger RNA. RefSeq names its product ATP-dependent DNA helicase 2 subunit KU80. Gene Ontology annotation, biological process: telomere maintenance; DNA recombination; cellular response to X-ray. Gene Ontology annotation, cellular component: nucleus; Ku70:Ku80 complex. NCBI's taxonomy places the organism in Eukaryota, Fungi, Ascomycota, Eurotiomycetes, Eurotiales, Aspergillaceae. Gene Ontology annotation, molecular function: damaged DNA binding; double-stranded DNA binding; telomeric repeat DNA binding. The record is from RefSeq and is a predicted model, not a curated record. The transcript has 11 exons. The coding region runs from base 1 to 2148 and encodes 715 amino acids.